Orbicella faveolata is the source of this 1183-nucleotide messenger RNA. RefSeq lists its product as uncharacterized. The record is from RefSeq and is a predicted model, not a curated record. Lineage: Eukaryota; Metazoa; Cnidaria; Anthozoa; Scleractinia; Merulinidae.
AAUUUCCUUGACCCGUCGUAUUUGUGUGAACUUUCCUAAGCAGAACAAUGUAGUCCGGCAAACUUCAACUGACAACAUGGCGAGAAGGGAGCUGGCUCCCAAUCAUAAACUGACAAGAAGAAAGAAAAUAGUGCUAAUAUUGGGGGUCACCUUGGCGACCAUUGUGCUAGUUAGAAUUAUCCAAUCGCCUUCGUCGGAUCAAAUAAGAACUGCUGACUUUAUGAGACAGUGGUGUCGAAUAAGACUGGCCCGAGUGGAUUGGGAACAAAUGUUAAAACCAUGCAAAGGUAACCUAGUCUGGGGUGUCAGUCUCCCGGGCUGGGAAGCAGAGCAACGCACAGACCCGAAUGAAAGCUUUAUUUCUUUGUGGGAUAUUCGACCGUGUGGUGAAUUCAGCAGGCUGAGUAUUCGGACUGUAGCAAGCAACGGACGAGAAAAAAGAAUCGGAGGAGAUUCGUGGCGAGUGCAGCUAAAGGGCCCGGCGUCAGUUGCUGGGACUGUUUUCGAUCACAUGAAUGGGACCUAUGAAGUCGUGUUCCUUAUCACUGAACCUGGGAAUUACCAAGUGGAAGCAAUUCUGGAUCAUUCGCUUUGCGAUGGGCUCAGAGAUCCGCCUCCAGACUGGUUUAUAGUCGGAAACGCACAAGGAAAGAACCAACAAGAGGGAGUCCUAGGGCCAACAAAGCGUGGCGCUGAGCGGCCGUACAUUUUAAAACCUUUGAGGUCUGGUAACCCAAUAUGGAUCAGCAUUCGCCCAGUGCCUUUUGGGAAAAAGCCUCUUUAUCAAGUUGUGCAGUCUGUGGGCGCCGGUCUCGACUUAACUUGUGGAAUUCAAUGCAAAUUUCUCUGGGAUGGCUUUGGUAAUUGGAUCAGCGGUGUGCAAGGCUCACUGACGUGGAAACCUUUCAUAAGUGCAGAUGGUAAGGGCAGGAUUGUGGCAGAGUCUAAUAUGUCAAUGCAUUUUUGCAAGAGAGGACAAAGAGUAAUAAAGUUAACCCCCCAUACAAGCCUUAGUACCAAGGUAAUCCCUCUCAAGUUAUUUUUAGAUCACUUCGGACUUCAGAAAUCCCAGGAGGGUCAAGAAAUAGCUAAUCCUUUCCAUAAAUUUAAGAAAUGUUUGAAAAAAUUCUCAGUGAUUCCCCCUCACAAGUUCAGAAACAGUUACACACUGUUGGCAACAUGA